UCCGUUCGAGCGUUUCGUAAUUAAUGGACGCCCCUUUGAAGCUCGUUCUGUCAUAUUCUUCAGUUCAACAACAAACCUCAUCGUUUCCUCGCAUCUUUCGUGCUGAUUGUGUUGUGUCUUGUAAUCUCAAUUAUAUUGUGAAGGUGCCCAAGCGAGGAUGACUUCACUAGCAUUGUCCAAACUGUCGGCGAAGCUGCUUGCCAGGAAACCCUUUCUCCAGAGCUUGAACCUGUCCGCUCGGCAUUUGAACCUGCUGGAAUACCAAAGCAAGAAGCUGCUGGCCGAGAGUGGAGUGGCGAUACAGGCCUUCCGAGUGCUCGAAGGCAAGAAGGACGAAAGCGUUCUCCAAGAUUUCAAUGUAAACGAGUAUGUCGUCAAAGCACAAAUUCUCGCUGGCGGCCGGGGCAAAGGUCAUUUUGAUAACGGCUUCAAAGGAGGCGUCCAUAUCACUAAGGACCGCUCCCAAGUGAUUCCGUUGGUGGAGAAAAUGGUCGGCCACCGGUUGAUCACCAAGCAGACCCCCAAGGACGGUAUCAUGGUCAAGAAGGUGAUGGUGGCGGACAGCAUCAACAUUGUCCGCGAAACGUAUCUCUCGAUCGUGAUGGACCGGGAGCACAAUGGCCCGGUGCUGAUCGCGUCACCCGCUGGUGGCAUGGACAUCGAAGCCGUUGCCGAAGAAACGCCCGAUAAAAUCAAAACCAUUCCGGUGUCGGUUGUGGACGGAAUCACGCACGCCCAGGCGGAAGAAGUGGCCCGGUUUCUCGAGUUCAAAGGCGAGCUAGUGCAGAAAGCAGCCGCGGAAAUAGAAAAGCUUUAUCAUCUGUUCGUCAAGGUAGACGCCACCCAGAUCGAAAUCAAUCCCCUAGCGGAAACGGACGAUGGCCGAGUGAUCUCCGUGGAUGCCAAGUUGAACUUUGACGACAAUGCUCAGUUCCGACAGAAGGACAUCUUUGCGAUGGACGUUCACGAGGAUACCGAUCCGAAGGAGAUCGAAGCACACAAGUACAAUCUGAACUACAUCGCAAUGGAGGGUAAUAUUGGAUGCUUGGUGAACGGCGCCGGUUUGGCCAUGGCCACCAUGGACAUUAUCAAACUGAACGGUGGAAGCCCAGCCAACUUCCUGGACGUGGGCGGCAACGUGAAGGAGGAACAGGUGCUCAAAGCUUUCCAGAUUCUCACAUCGGAUCCGAACGUGAAGGCCAUCCUGGUGAACGUGUUCGGAGGAAUCGUCAAUUGUGCCACCAUUGCCAACGGAAUCGUUAAUGCUACCAAAACCAUUGGACUGAAAGUGCCACUGGUGGUGAGGCUCGAAGGCACGAAUGUGGAUGCCGCCAAGAAGAUACUGAAGGAAUCCGGACUGAAGAUCGAAUCGGCUCACGAUCUCGAUGAAGCUGCCAAGAAGGCGGUCAAGGUGCUGGGUUGAACAUUGCAUUUGCGGCUUACGUCUGUUGUCCGCCAUGUCGUUCAUUCCCUAGAAUCCUAGAUAGUUUAUUGUGGUUGACGGUAAGUUCAGAUUUUUUAUAUUAAUAGAUACGUACAGUGUUACACAUCUCUGGAGUUCGAAUCCAGCGGUACAAGAACAUCAACAAAAACACCUCAAUAUCAAUGCAUUUUAGCAAAAAAAAAAAAAAA
Molecule: messenger RNA, 1632 nt
Organism: Aedes aegypti (yellow fever mosquito)
Lineage: Eukaryota; Metazoa; Arthropoda; Insecta; Diptera; Culicidae
Gene: ScsbetaG
Product: succinate--CoA ligase [GDP-forming] subunit beta, mitochondrial
Exons: 4
Coding region: 158-1423 (421 amino acids)
Biological process (GO): succinyl-CoA metabolic process; tricarboxylic acid cycle
Cellular component (GO): mitochondrion; succinate-CoA ligase complex
Molecular function (GO): succinate-CoA ligase (GDP-forming) activity; ATP binding
Source: RefSeq, a predicted model, not a curated record